Messenger RNA from Dissoconium aciculare CBS 342.82, 1455 nucleotides. Its product is annotated as Caleosin-domain-containing protein. The record is from RefSeq and is a predicted model, not a curated record. Gene Ontology annotation, molecular function: monooxygenase activity; calcium ion binding. The coding region runs from base 436 to 1191 and encodes 251 amino acids. The transcript has 2 exons. NCBI's taxonomy places the organism in Eukaryota, Fungi, Ascomycota, Dothideomycetes, Mycosphaerellales, Dissoconiaceae.
CGAAGCUCAUCUGCGGCUGGCUGGGGCAGGAACGAUGAGCGAAUCCCCACGUCAGGAAACAUCCCCUUCACUUCCCUCUCGGCUGGUCUUCACAUCGCCUUCCCUCUCAACACACACACACACACUGACGAUCGGCCUGGUAAUCAAUUGAUCAUCUCACCGGUGAUACGUCCAAUGGUCAUCAUCAGCAUCCAUGUGCUACCCCAUACCUAUCGAACCCUCCCGUGCUCUUUCCUUGUUACCCGGGCCUAGUAGGUAUCGCAGUCAUGAAUUCAAUUGCUUGGAGGCAGGUUGGUUGGUGAUUGUCUCACGUACCUAGGUACACACUACUCCUACUCACUCACUCUUGUCACAUCUCUUUCUCCCUUCUCAUCCUCAGAUAUCCCUCUCCCGUCACAUCACAACACAACACAUCGACGGACCACCACCUUCAUCAUGCCCAUGGCGAUCCCCAAAGAAGAGGCCAAGGUCUCCACCAAGCCAUCCUACAAGACCAGCAUCCCCACCGUCCCCGUCACCCAACAACGUCCGUUGCACAUCCCCUCCAAGGACUCUCCCCUCGCCGACCCCAGCGUCGCCCGCGCGAACGCCGCCGCCACCGCCGACGCCCCGGACGGCACCACCGAGGACGACCACGCGGCCCGACACGCCGACCAGACCGUCCUCCAACAGCACUGCGCCUACUGGGACAAGGACGCCGACGGCAUCAUCUGGCCCUGGGACACGUACCGCGGCGUCCGCGCCUGGGGCUGGGCCGUCCCCUUGGCCCUGCUGGCCAUGUUCAUCAUCCACGGCGCGCUCAGCUACAUGACCCUGCCGGGCCUCCUCCCGGAUCCCUUCUUCCGCAUCUAUCUGGACAAGAUCCACAAGGACAAGCACGGCAGUGACUCGGGGUCCUAUGACAACGAGGGCCGCUUCCGCCCGCAGAACUACGAGGAGAUCUUCACCAAGUAUGACCGGGGCGACAAGGGCGGUUUGACGACGGGCGACAUCUGGAGGAUGCUGUCCGGUCAGCGGUUGGCGGUGGAUCCAUUCGGGUGGACCGCGUCCGCGUUGGAAUGGUAUGCGCUUUACAUGCUCUGCUGGCCCGAAGAUGCCAUCAUGCGCAAGGAGGACGUCCGUCGUGCGUUCGAUGGCAGCAUCUUCCAAUUCAAGGCCGAUGAGCACGCGAGGAGGACGAAGCGCGCUUGAGCAAUUCGAUGUGCUCUGCGGAGUCAUACCACGCAGGGAGAGUGCACUUCACUUUCCGGUCCGUGACGAGAGCUGUUGAUCAAUUGCAUGUUCCUUCGAAAGCAUCAAUAUUGUCCUUUUAACUCUCGAUUGCCAUUAUCGUUUGAUGUGCUACGUUUUUCUUUCGGCCAUUGCAGCAUUAUAUACAUAGACGGAGGCCCAAUACUGUGAUCUCCAAGCUUAGAAAAGUCGCGAAUACAUCAGUGAUCACGAUGGGGAUUUUUG